AUGGCGGAGAAAGAAUCCCAGUUGAAUGGUUCCUACCCCGGCCCAUCUAUACCACCGCCGAACCAAGAAGACAAACACAAAAGCCGUGGCCGCUUUUGUUGCCUUUUUGGCUGGCUUUGGAAGACCAUAGUGGCCUUGAUUCUCAUCAUUGUCCUUGCUAUCUUCAUCUGUUGGCUUAUCCUUCAACCCAGAAUGUUCAAGGUCCAUAUCACGGAUGCCAAACUCACUCAGUUCAAUUUCACAAACAACAACAACAAUCUUCAAUACAAACUCGACCUCAACAUCACUCUCAGAAACCCCAACAAGAAGAUGGCUAUCUACUUCGACAAAAUCGAGGCCAAUGCGUUCUACGAGGGCCAGAGGUUCGAUACAGAGAAUUUGACGAAAUGGGGUUUUAAAGUAGAACGCAAGAGUACGCAUUUUUUGAAUGCAACGUUUGCAGGUCAGCAAUGGAUGGAGCUUGGAGCUAAUGAGCUUGACUUCAAUGAGGAAAAAAGUGUUGGGGUCUAUAGCAUUUAUUUGAAGUGCUAUCUUCGUAUUAGGUUCAGGAUUGGAGAUUUCAUUGGUGGACAUCACAAGCCCAAGGUUAGGUGCGGAUUGAAAGUUCCAUUGAUUUCUAACGGAAAUUUAUCAACAGCUCGAUUUGAGAUUACUAGGUGCGACGUCCAAUUGUUCUAA
This is a messenger RNA of Quercus lobata, 678 nucleotides long. RefSeq names its product NDR1/HIN1-like protein 10. NCBI's taxonomy places the organism in Eukaryota, Viridiplantae, Streptophyta, Magnoliopsida, Fagales, Fagaceae. The coding region runs from base 1 to 678 and encodes 225 amino acids. Gene Ontology annotation, biological process: defense response to other organism. The transcript has a single exon. The record is from RefSeq and is a predicted model, not a curated record. Gene Ontology annotation, cellular component: plasmodesma; plasma membrane.